Molecule: messenger RNA, 1178 nt
Organism: Impatiens glandulifera
Lineage: Eukaryota; Viridiplantae; Streptophyta; Magnoliopsida; Ericales; Balsaminaceae
Product: mediator of RNA polymerase II transcription subunit 31
Exons: 7
Coding region: 145-792 (215 amino acids)
Biological process (GO): regulation of transcription by RNA polymerase II
Cellular component (GO): mediator complex; core mediator complex
Molecular function (GO): transcription coregulator activity
Source: RefSeq, a predicted model, not a curated record
UCAUUCAUUAGCUAGAGAGAGAAUCCAAACGUCUGCCGUUGGUGUCCAGACCAGAACAUCUCUACGGCGGAUUUGGCGACGGGGGCAUCUUUCUCUCUUCUCCUCCUCCUCAGAUCACUCUAAUUAGGGUUUCAAGGGAGAAGAAUGUCCUCCAACCCAGAAAUAGACGACCAACCCAGCUCUCCAUCCUCGCCGAAGAAUAUAUACAAGGACCCUGAUGACGGGCGUCAAAGGUUCUUGCUUGAGUUGGAAUUCGUUCAAUGUCUCGCCAAUCCCACUUAUAUCAACUAUUUGGCUCAAAAUCGCUACUUUGAAGAUGAAGCUUUCAUUGGCUAUUUGAAGUAUCUACAGUAUUGGCAACAGCCAGAAUACAUUAAAUUUAUUAUGUACCCACAUUGUCUGUCCUUUCUUGAGCUUCUUCAAAAUGCAAGCUUUCGCAAUGCAAUGGCACAUCCUGGCAAUAAGGAAUUGGCACAUAGGCAGCAGUUCUACUAUUGGAAGAACUAUAGGAACAACAGGUUGAAGCAUAUUUUACCUCGGCCUCUUCCAGAACCUGCACCCCUAACUGCAACUCCAGCAACAAUACCACCACAACCGCCUGUGGGACCCACUAAUGUUCCUCUGUCUGCCGCCCCACCUCCUCCUCUUCCUGCUCCCGUUUCUGGUCCUUCUGCUUCUUCUACUGCUCUUUCCCCAAUGCAAUAUGGUAUUCCUGCUGGAUCAUCCUCCAUUGGGAAAAAUGAUAUGAGGAACAGUGCAGUUGAUAGAAGAAAGAGGAAGAAAGAAGGAUGAUUGUAUUAUCUAUUUACUUAACCUGGAUCCUAGGAGGAAAAUUCUGUUGUAUGAUGACACACUUCAUUACUGCUUCCAGAUUCAGCCGUGGAUGAUCAAUUUGUCUAAAGCUAUCGAGGGUCGAGACCUGUUUUUUAACUGCCUGCCAUCUAAAAACACUUUUUUAUACAGUGUUAGAUUAUGUUUCAUCACUAGGGUUGUUGUCACAACUUGAUUCUUGUGCUCUACCAAUAUACUAUGUUUUUCAUGUAGAUUCAUUCUUCUCCCUUUUUUAGUCCCCUAUGGAGGAAACUAGUGAGUAGUGACUAUGCUUUUCUUCUUCAUUCAUCUUUACAAAUUUUGUCAUGCAAUAUAAAUUUUGCCCAAGCUUAGUUUGAUAUUUUGAA